Messenger RNA from Saccoglossus kowalevskii, 686 nucleotides. Its product is annotated as optic atrophy 3 protein homolog. Gene Ontology annotation, cellular component: mitochondrion. NCBI's taxonomy places the organism in Eukaryota, Metazoa, Hemichordata, Enteropneusta, Harrimaniidae. Gene Ontology annotation, biological process: regulation of lipid metabolic process. The record is from RefSeq and is a predicted model, not a curated record.
AUACAUAGGUCAAACAGACAAAAUGGUUGUGGGUGCCUUUCCUCUCGCGAAAUUGGCUUCACUGGCCGUUCGCCAAAUUAGUAAGCCUAUCGCCAAUUAUUUAAAACGUGCAGCGAAAUCAAGCGAAUUAUUCAGACGGAGGAUAUGUAUGCCACCAGCACAGAUUUACCACUGGAGUGAAGUCAAUGUCAAGAUGAGACUGUUGGGAUUUGGAAAGGUAAAGGAAGUGAAGCCACUCUCAGAAGCAGCUGCUGUGGAACUGGGUGCUGAGAUACUAGGAGAAAGUUUUAUAUUCACUGUGGGCGUGGGUGUUCUUGUAGCCGAGUUUUGGAGACAGUCUCGUAAUGAACAACACAAAGAAGACACGCAAAAUGAUUCUAUCAAAGAACUUCAAAUGAAAGUUGAAGAGAUGGGUUUUAUUGUAGAGCAGCAAGAUGCUAAAAUACGGGAACUUAAUCGCAGAAUUGCGUUUGUUGAUCAUUCAAAAUCAUACUGGACAAAGGUUCCUGCUUCAAAACAAGAGGAAAAAACAGCUGCAGAUGUAUCAAAAGAAACUAAAGAGAUUUCUAAUACAACUACUCAAAAUAAAGAUAGAAAGAAAGGGUGGUGGUGAAAUUUAAAAAACAAAACUUUCUGUGUUUAUGAAUUGUUCUCUACAAUUACAGUAAUCUUAUGCUAUAUGCCAC